AUGCACAGAACGCUACUUCGACUGUUGCUGAACGUCUCCGGUGAGAGCCCUGACUUUCGAGCGAAGCCUGGUAUUCGAAACCUGCUGCUGGACGUCCAACAAAGCCCGUACAAGGAGCAGUUUAAGGACUACUGGUCGACGCCUGUCCCGUUUGCCGACCGCGAGUAUGGUGAGAAGCCGAAGCUGGGAGAGCCGAUCCCCGCGCGCCGUGCCGCCACGACGAUCCUUGUUGGUCACAACAAGCACAUUGACCCCGCCAAGGUUGAGUCUGGAGAGGACAACGACUACAAGGUUCUGAUGAUGUACCGUGAGUCAAAAGGGCAGUACGUGAAGGAUCAGUUUGUGCUUCCGUCUCUCCCUGUGUCCCUCGAAGACACGUCGGAGGAUUGGGUCAAGGUACUACGCCGGCGCGGUGUGACAACACAGUGGGCCGAUCUGCACCAGCGACUCGCCGCUAUGCGCGCGCUGUUCUUGCAGACAAACCUCUUGCUGAUUCCCAAGGAAGGAGGUGGUGUGGCAGAGGUAGAAGGCCCACCUGGUCCUCGGCGGUGGUUUGUCAUCUGCUACCAGUACGCCAAGGCGAUGCGGCAGCUGAUGGAUGUACUUGAGCUGCCUAUGGAGUCAACGCUCUCACAGCUGAUGCCGUUUCGUAUCAUAGUGACCCCCACCACUGAAACCUUUCGCUUCGAGAACCUGAGCUACCUUGUGACGCUGAAUAAAAUCCCGGAUGUUCAGUACACACUCUCCACCGUCGGCGAGAAGCUUGUGUGGGUGUCACCGAUGGAGGCGCUCGCGCGCUUCAACGCCGGCAUCAUGAACAUGCCAACACCAAACGUGAUUGCGCUCUCAGAGCUGCACAACGAGUGCCCAACUUUUGAAGAUGUGAUCAAGAAGACGAACCGUGACGUGCCGCGUAAGGUACAACCGGUGUUAUACCAUCACGGGCAGGAGAAGGUGGCCACAGUGCUGCUGCCAGGUGACAUGUUCCACCCAGAGACCACGCCAGAGGACCGAGCCUCCAAGUACGUGCGGCGCUUUGCCUACGAGAAGGACUUUCCCUUCGGCGUACGGGCUGUCUUUGAUGAGCGUCCGGCGACGGUGGAGGAGGAAGCACAAGUGCUGGAGCCGGAGAAACCAGCGCUGCUGGAGGAAGCAAACGAGAUGGACAGGGUGUACAGCUCCGUCCCCUACCCGCAGAGUCAGCGGGUUCCGCAGGAGGGCAAGACACCCUACCCGGUACCUCAGUACGCAUUCCAGGAGGGGCGGGAGAACGACGAGGGUCUGAUUCCACUGCGACACGAUCACAUGGGACGCAAGCCCAUUGACCUCUACUCUUCCUUGCAUGGAAAGUGA
Messenger RNA from Leishmania braziliensis MHOM/BR/75/M2904, 1353 nucleotides. RefSeq lists its product as hypothetical. Lineage: Eukaryota; Euglenozoa; Kinetoplastea; Trypanosomatida; Trypanosomatidae. Gene Ontology annotation, cellular component: mitochondrion. Bases 1 to 1353 code for a protein of 450 amino acids. The transcript has a single exon. The record is from RefSeq and is a predicted model, not a curated record. Gene Ontology annotation, molecular function: hydrolase activity, acting on acid anhydrides, in phosphorus-containing anhydrides.